This is a messenger RNA of Iphiclides podalirius (scarce swallowtail), 633 nucleotides long. The record is from the annotation of a GenBank genome assembly. Lineage: Eukaryota; Metazoa; Arthropoda; Insecta; Lepidoptera; Papilionidae.
AUGAUCGUUCCGGGUAACCUAUCCAUUCGUGUGGUCGAUGAAGAAUGGGAACCGCGGCCCUGUCGGAAAUGCGCUGACAGGAAAGCGAUACUGGAGAGCAACGAAACCUGGAGAAGGCAGUGCGGAUGCAUCAGGACCAGCGAUAAGCUGAGAAAGAUCAUCGAAUGCUUCCCCGCGCCGCCGCCUCCGUCGCCUGCUAACGAAAUCCGAAAUCCGGAUCCUUCCACGAAAUCCGUGGCAGAGUUGCAUAAUGCAGCGACAUGCAUUUCCGCCUUCUGCACCGUUCACCAAUCCACAUUUUCGGGUAAUGAAGAAGAGUGCAAGAGCGACGACCCUAUCGCGCCUUUGACCCAGACCAUUGAAAAAGAAACGGAACCACUUAACAGGCGAUCCUGGACGGUUGUCUCGGAACUGGUACAGCUUUUGCAGCUCUCUGUGACGGCGACAGCACUUGCUCUCUACUACCUCAUCUACUGCUACAUGCAGCUGGUGUACUAUACGCUACGCAGCGCGUUGUAUUUCCACAAUGCCGACGGACCGAUGAAGGUAACAAUUGGCGUGGUGACCCUGACGUCGCUCAUCGUCGGCUUCAACCUGCUGCUAAGGAUGGAGCGGCUCAUCUUCAUCUUCCAU